UGUCGUGUGGUAUUUGAGUUGUUCAUCCUGAGGAGGAAAACGAAAGAGAAAUAAAAGAGGGGUGUUUCGCUUCGAAGAGAGGCAUCUGUCUUUAUUGUUCUUGUUCUCCCGUCAACGCUUGUUCUUCCACAAUUCUCUUCGAUCUUCGUCUCGAUUGCGGUUUACGGCCAUGGCCACCAGCGGAAACAAGAACAUUAAUGCCAAAUUAGUGCUUCUUGGUGACGUUGGUGCUGGGAAGUCAAGUUUAGUGUUGCGGUUUGUGAAAGGGCAGUUUGUAGAAUUUCAGGAAUCAACCAUUGGUGCUGCCUUUUUCUCUCAAACAUUGGCUGUAAAUGAUGCUACUGUGAAAUUUGAAAUCUGGGAUACAGCAGGGCAGGAGAGAUACCAUAGUUUGGCUCCAAUGUACUAUAGAGGUGCCGCUGCAGCUAUAAUUGUCUAUGAUAUUACCAAUCAAGGUUCAUUUGAUCGGGCAAAAAAAUGGGUUCAAGAACUCCAGGCACAAGGCAAUCCAAAUAUGGUCAUGGCUUUAGCUGGGAACAAAUCAGAUUUGUUGGAUUCUAGGAAGGUUGCUGUAGAGGAUGCCCAAACAUAUGCGCAGGAGAAUGGCCUUUUCUUCAUGGAAACCUCUGCAAAAAGUGCUGCUAAUGUCAAUGACAUCUU
Momordica charantia (bitter melon) is the source of this 660-nucleotide messenger RNA. NCBI's taxonomy places the organism in Eukaryota, Viridiplantae, Streptophyta, Magnoliopsida, Cucurbitales, Cucurbitaceae. The record is from RefSeq and is a predicted model, not a curated record.